Panicum virgatum (switchgrass) is the source of this 1382-nucleotide messenger RNA. Its product is annotated as late embryogenesis abundant protein D-34-like. Bases 246 to 1055 code for a protein of 269 amino acids. NCBI's taxonomy places the organism in Eukaryota, Viridiplantae, Streptophyta, Magnoliopsida, Poales, Poaceae. The record is from RefSeq and is a predicted model, not a curated record. The transcript has 3 exons.
CACGCGCCACAUGGCCACGCAGCCGCGACGCGCCUCCUCUUGCUCGCCUCCAUGUCUCCGGCCUCCGCACACAUGUCCCUCCUCGAGCUGCACGGCCGCCGCAUAUAAUGGAGACGAGCCGAUGCCCCCGCCGGACAGUGAAGCCAAGUCAAACAUCGGUGCACGUCGCUCAGUUUAGUUUCCGGUUGGUGAUAGAUACUACUACACUACUGACAACUCCUAGGUAGCUACUAGAGUGUUCGAGAAUGAGCCAGGAGCAGCCGAGGAGGCCGUCCGACCAGCAGUCGGCCGGCGGCGGCGGCGGCGAGCAGGACGCCGUCCGCUACGGCGACGUCUUUCCGGCGGUGAGUGGCGGCCUCGCAGAGAAGCCCAUCGCGCCGCAGGACGCGGCCACGAUGCAAUCGGCGGAGAACCUCGUGUUCGGGCAGACGCUCAGGGGCGGCCCCGCCGCCGCCAUGCAGUCCGCGGCCACCACCAACGAGCGGAUGGGCAUCGUCGGGCACGACCAGGCCACGGACGCCACCGCCGUGCAGGGCGUCACCGUCUCCGAGACCCGCGUCCCGGGCGGACGCAUCGUCACCGAGUUCGUCGCCGGCCAGGCUGUUGGCCAGUACCUCGCGAGGGAUGAUGCCGCCGGUGCUGGCGUGGCGGGUAACACGAAGGUGACGAUCGGCGAGGCGCUGGAGGCGACGGCGCUCGCCGCGGGCGACGAACCGAUGGAGCGCAGCGACGCGGCCGCCAUCCAGGCGGCGGAAGCAAGGGCCACCGGGCUGGACGCGAACGUCCCCGGCGGCCUGGCCGCGCAGGCGCAGUCGGCCGCGGCGGCCAACGCGUGGGCGGAGCGCGACGUGGACAAGACCACACUCGGCGACGUCCUCGCGAACGCGACGGCGCAGCUGGUGGCGGACAAACCGGUGGAGAGCGCCGACGCGCUGAGGGUGGCCGGCGCGGAGAACCGCAACAGGGGCGACGGGACGGCGAGGCCGGGGGGCGUGGCCGCGUCCAUGGCCGCGGCCGCGCGGCUCAACCGUGACGAGGCGGUCUGGGAUCAGUGAAGCGCGCGCCGCGAGUCGUCGUGCAGCCAUGAAGUGAAGACACUGUGUUCAGGAAGAGAACCGUGCGUGUAUCGAUCCUUGGGUUAGGCCCUGUCGAGUCGCGUCGAGUCUCUUUGUGUUCCGUGCAGCGCGCUCCACGCAGCUGAGAAGUUUUUUUUUUUAUCACGUGUCAAAUGUCGUGUGUCUCUAGAAAGGAGUUUGCCUCGACAGUACCAGCCGAGUCCUGGUGUCGUGCGAUGUAAGACCCGCGUCAAUGUCAAUGUUAAGUUGUCAGUGCAAAACUGCAAAUAUCUUUUGCUCAUGUAAGAGGAGUUCAGUUCCUGUCUU